Naegleria lovaniensis is the source of this 882-nucleotide messenger RNA. RefSeq lists its product as uncharacterized. The transcript has a single exon. Lineage: Eukaryota; Heterolobosea; Eutetramitea; Acrasida; Naegleriidae. The record is from RefSeq and is a predicted model, not a curated record. Bases 1 to 882 code for a protein of 293 amino acids.
AUGCAAAGGAACGAGCUACAGAACAAGGUUUUGUCUAAAAUCUCGAAAAAGACGUUGGAAACACUGAAUGAUGAAAUCAACAAGAAAAAAUUGCCUCUUUGGGGAUUAGCAAAAGAUCAAAAUUUUGAAAACGAUUGUCUGCUUAUUGCGCUUUAUCAUGAUUUAUUCGGGGUUGGCUAUCACAAAAUUGAGUCUGAAGUUUUAUCUUUUUUGAAAAUAUCAGCAAAAUCAAUUAGACACAAUACCAAAAUUAUUAGACAAUCUAUUCAGGAUUGGUGUGAUGCACAAAUUGUCCUCGGUAGCUGCAGUGAUUGGAAUCAGGCAGCCCAAAUGUUGGGGAAAACAGAAAAAAAGAUUGAGAUUAAUUUAUGGAUCAACAGCUCCGAUUUCAAAAAAACACAACCCGAGAAUGCUUCUAAGAAAAGCGAUGAAUAUUCCUACAAAGAAGAUCAUUUUGCCAAUCGGUUCACAUGUUUUUCGGAUGCCAAUGGACGAAUUCGAAAACUCUACGGAGCGUAUAGUCCAAAAGUUGAAGACAGUGCCUUUAUGACGCUCAUGAAAGAUGAAAUCGAAACUUCAAUGGAAGGUGCUGUUAUGCUUGGUGAUUGUGGAUACGAAUCUGUUGUCAGCAAGUUCAGAAAAAUCAACAUUGUCACACCCAAGUCAAAACAAAAAGACGGAAGAGGAAUCAGAAAAUUGACGCAAAAACAAAAAGCUCGAAAUAAGUUGCUAAAAUCAAUAAGAUCGAGAGUGGAAUGUCCAUUGGGUGAUAUUAAGCUAACGUGGAAAUCGUUGUCAUCCUGUUUCACGGAAGACGAUACUCAACACAGUUACGUAGUCAAGAUGGCAGUCGCAAUUAGAAACUUUCAGAUCAAAGAAUAG